This is a messenger RNA of Chinchilla lanigera (long-tailed chinchilla), 5780 nucleotides long. It is a transcript of the gene Samd9l, whose product is annotated as sterile alpha motif domain containing 9-like. Gene Ontology annotation, molecular function: protein binding. Bases 718 to 5475 code for a protein of 1585 amino acids. The transcript has 5 exons. NCBI's taxonomy places the organism in Eukaryota, Metazoa, Chordata, Mammalia, Rodentia, Chinchillidae. Gene Ontology annotation, cellular component: cytoplasm. The record is from RefSeq and is a predicted model, not a curated record.
CGCUACUCGGGGAGGUGGGGAGCCGCUCUAGGCUGCGGCCGGGACUGGGACACCCGGAAGAGCAAGUGCGGGCCAACCUCAGAGCUUGGGGCGCGGCCCAGAGUCGCGUGUGAUGGAGAUGGCCCCCUGUGCUGGUCCCCAAGAGUUCUGCUGAUUUGGCACGCACUCGUUCAACAUCAAGAGGGACAACUGAAGCACUCGCUUGAGAACUGCACCCUGCAGCUGCUUGCCAUAGUUAAGGUAGUUUACUAAGAAAAUUUGUAUUCACAGUUGCUUCGAAACAGAAAGCUGAGAACCGCCGGGAAGCCCGGAAGCCAGGAGCCAUACCAAGAUUCUCAAAAACUUAUUCUCAACCAAGCCAACAUUGUCCUGCCAACGUCUGCCCUCCCUCCCUGAUUUACUGAAUGUGACUUGCAAAGUCUCCAGAAAAUCAAACUAGUCUAAAAGUUCCAGAUCAAAGAACUUCGCAAAGGCAUAUUUCAAGCUUCUAAUACAAAAAGUAAAAGCUGUCAGAAGAGUGGUGUGCAGGGUGUGGCUUGCCUGGCUCCAGCUGAGCUGCAGGGAGAGGUCCCCACACUGCUGCCGAGACCUGGCCUUUCAGGUUCAGUUUUACUGGAAAAAGAGAAGAAAAAUACCUCCUGAAAUUCCAGAAGGAGUCUCACGUAGGUGGAUGCACAACCCCCCAGCUAAUUAUAGGAACAAACUUGAAGCUCUGACAUGAAUGAACAAGUAAUUCUGCCUGAAAAGAUCAAAGACUGGACAAAAGAACAUGUUAAAAAAUGGGUAACAGAAGAGCUUAAGAUUGAUGAAAAAUAUGGACAAAUUCUGCUGAAUGAAGAAGUGACAGGAUUAGUCCUGCAGGAAUUGACUGAGAAGGAUCUCAAAGAAAUGGGGCUGCCACGGGGUCCAGCACUUUUGAUAAAACGAAUGUAUAACAAAUUGAAUACAAGUUUCCCUGAAAGUGACAAUCCUGACUCCAGACAAUCAGAUAAUACAAAAUCCUCCAAAAAAGAACAUCAAAAAAACCCAAAACUGACCAAAAAAGAGGAGACAGAAUUAAUGUCAUCCCAUAUUGAUCAAGACUUCAGAGAGAUCAGGAAUACCAAAGGCCAGGAAUCUAUUCUCGUGACAGAAAAUGCAGUAAGUGAAGUAUCAGACACUACAGACAAGAAAAAGAACAAACCAAAAACUGAAAAUUUCACCUGCCUUCCAUAUCCCUUUGAUAACUUCCAUGACAGUAAAAGAUACAUAGAACAUUAUAUCCUACAACCUGAAACAGGACCACUAAAUCUCAUUGACCCAAUACAUGAGUUCAAAGCUCUCACAGAUACAGAAUAUGCCACAGAAGAGGGUCUUAAAAUGAAAUUCAGCAAUGAAGCCUUCCGAUUUGCAUCAGCUUGUAUGAAUACACGCACAAAUGGUACCAUCCAUUUUGGAGUCAAAGACAAACCCCACGGAGAAAUUGUCGGUGUGAAAGUCACCAAUAAGGGUGCCUUCAUUGAUCAUUUCAAUAAAAUGAUCAAAAAGUAUUUUGAAGAAAGUGAGAUCCAUGAAGCCAAGCAGUGUAUCCGAGAGCCAAGGUUUGUGGAAGUCUUACUGCAGAACAAUACUCUAUCAGACAGGUUUGUCAUUGAAGUGGAUGUCAUUCCCAAGCACUCGGUGUGCAAAGAAAAGUAUUUCUACGUUAAGCUGCAAAGUGAAACGGACAAAAUAUGGAAACAAAAUGAAAACUGUUCACUGUUUGUGAGAGAUGGAGCCAGCACCAAGGAUAUACUGGCCAAUGUUAAGCAACGGAAUAAAGAUUUUAAAAAAUUUUUUGAAAACUUACCAUCAUGUGUAGCAUCUAGAAAAGAUGCUGAAGAGGAACACCGAAUGAAAGUGACAAGGAGAGAGAGUGAAGGACUAAAACUGGUUAAACUUCUCAUCGGAAACCGAGACUCAUUGGAUAAUUCAUAUUACAACUCCUACAUUCUUGUGAUAAAUAAAAGCCAUCCAAAUCAAAUACAGCACUUGGACUUUCUAAAAGAAAUUCAGUGGUUUGCUGUGUUGGAGUUUGAUCCUGAAUCUAGGAUCCACGGUGUGGCCAAAGCUUACCAAAAAAGUCGAGUAGCAAACAUGCACUUCCCAAAUCAGUAUGAAGAAAAUAAAACCACGAUGAGAGAGAAAAUUUCUACUCUGAAUCUUUAUGAGCAAACCAGCUGGAUCUUCUGUAACGGCAGAUCAGACCUGCAAAGUGACACAUAUAAACCUCUAGAAUCACAUUUAUGGCAGAGAGAUAGAGCAUGUGAGUUUAGAAAACUUAUUUUAUUUCUCACAGAUGAAAACUUAAUGGCAAGAGGAAAAUUAUUAGUGGUGUUCCUCUUACUCUCCUCAGUGGAAAGCCCAGGAGAUCCAUUCACUGAAGCUUUCUGCGCUUUCUAUCAAGCUCUCAAAGGAAUGGAAAAUAUGUUGUGUAUCUGUGUCAACACAAAGAUUUACCAGCGAUGGAAAGACCUAUUGCAAACAAGAUUGACAAUUGCAGAUGAAUUAGCAAACCACAGUAUCUCCACUUUAGAUAUAGAACUAGUAAACAGUACUAUCCUUAAACUAAAAUCAGUGACUCAGUCAUCAAGGAAGUUUUUGCCCGCGUAUGGUUCUUCCUCAGUUAUCCUAGAGAAAAAGGAAGAGGAUACCUUCACUGCGCUCCAAAUCCUUUCUGAAAAUGAAUGUAAGGACACAGAUAUAGAGAAAGAUAAAUCCAAAUUCCUAGAAUUUAGGAAAUCAAGAGAAGAACACUUUUAUCGAGGUGGCAAAGUAUCCUGGUGGAACUUCUACUUUUCUUCUGAAAACUAUUCUUCAGCUUUUGUGAAAAGAGACAUGUAUGACAACCUUAAAAUUUUGAUAGAAGACUGUGCAGAUUGUUCUAAACCAGUAUUUGCAAAAAUCAUCAAUCUUUAUCAUCAUCCAGGCUGUGGAGGUACGACACUGGCAAUGCAUGUUCUCUGGGACCUAAAGCAAAACUACAGGUGUGCUGUAUUAAAAAACAAAGCAAUUGAUUUUGCAGAAGUCGGAGAACAAGUAAGCAACUUGAUCACCUAUAAGGCAACUAGCCACCAGGAUUUUAUUCCCGUGCUUCUGCUUGUGGAUGAUUUUGAAGAACAGGAAAAUGUCUGCAUUCUACAGAAUGCCAUCCACUCCAUUUUAGUAGACAAGGAUUUGCCAUAUAAAAAGACACCGGUAAUUAUCUUAAACUGCAUGCGAUCCCAGAAUCCAGAUGAAAGUGCAAAAUUAGCAAACAGCAUUUCACUAACAUAUACCCUUUCUUCCAAGGAGCAAAGAGCUUUUGAGGCCAAGCUAGAAGAAAUUGAAAAGCAACACAAAAACUGUGAAAACUUUUAUUCCUUCAUGAUCAUGAAAGGCAAUUUUGAUGAAGCAUAUAUAGAAAAUGUAGUAAGAAACAUACUAAAAGAACAGAAUGUUAACAGCAAGGAAGCUCAACUUAUUUCUUUCCUUGCUCUGCUCAAUUCUUAUGUUACUGAUUCUACAAUUUCAUUGUCGCAGUGUGAAAUGUUCUUAGGAAUCAUUCAUACUAGUACACCCUGGAAACCUGAAAGCCUAGAAGACAAGAUGGGAACCUAUUAUACACUUCUAAUAAACACAGAAGUUGCAGAAUAUGGAAGAUACACAGGUGUGCGUAUCAUUCACCCUCUGAUUGCCAUUUACUGUCUAAAAGAACUGGAAAAGAGCUACCACAUGGAUAAGUGUCAGAUUGCAUUGAACAUGUUAAAUGAGAAUGUGUUCUACGAUUCUGGAAUAGCAAGAGACAAAUUUCAACACGAUGUGCAGACUCUUCUGCUUACACGGCAGCGCAAGGAGUAUGGAGCUGAAACAGACACUUUAUUUUCCCCAUUAAUUGAAACUUUGCAGAACAAAGAAAUUGAAAAAGUCUUGUUUCGAGGAAGUAGUCGAUUCCCACAAAAUGCAUUCAUUUGUCAAGCUUUAGCAAGGUAUUUCUACAUUAAAGAGAAGAACUUUAGUGCUGCUCUAGACUGGGCAAAUUUGGCCAAAAGCAGAGCACCUAAAAAUUCCUAUAUCUCAGAUACACUUGGUCAAGUCUACAAAAGUGAGAUCAAAUGGUGGUUGGAUAAAAACAAAAACUGUAAGAGCAUUACUGUUAAGGAUCUAACACAUUUGCUGGAAGCUGCUGGAAAAGCUGCAAGAGCUUUCAAAGAAUCCCAACAGCAAACUGAUAGUAAAGAAUAUGAAACUGAGACUUGGUCGGCCCAGAAGCCACAAAGAAGGUAUGACAUGUACAAUACAGCUGGUUUCCUGGGUGAAAUAGAAGUCAGUCUUUACACGAUCCAGAUUCUUCAGCUCACUCCCUUCUUCCACAGAGAAAAUCAACUGUCUCAAAAAUCCAUGGUGCAAUUUUUAUCCGGGAAGGGAAACAUUCCUCCUGAUCCUAAAAAUGAAUAUUACUUGGCUCUUAGCAAAUUCACAGCCCAGCUACAAAAUUUGCAAGCAGAUUUGAUGAAGUGCUUCCAUUUUUUUGGUGAUUAUAUGGUUCUCCUGAAAACAAGGAGUAUCCAGAAAGAAAUGGCAGAAUUCAAACUAAGCAAGAAAAUCAGUCACUAUUACAAGCAAUACACAGAACUUUUCUGCUGUGCAGAUGUGACUCCAUCACAAGGGAAAGAGAAUCAGUUACUCCAGGAAGAGAAUUGCAGAAAACGUCUAGAAGCUUUGAGAGCAGACAGGUUUUCUGGACUCCUUGAAUAUCUUAAUCCAAACCUCAAAGGAGCUGCAAGCAUCAUGGAAAGUAUAGUGAAUGAAUAUGCCUUCUUAUUGCAGCAAAACCCAAAUAAAAGGCCAGUGAAAGAGAAACAAAAUUUCAUUUUGGCCAACAUUAUUCUCAGUUGUUUAAAAUCCACUUCCAAGUCCGUCCAACCACUGAGUGUACUAAAACAACAGCUCCGAGAAGUCCUGCAAUCUGUAGGACUUAGUCAUCCCUAUCCAGAUCCUUAUUUCUUGGCCUGCCUCCUGUUCUGGCCAGAAAAUCAAGAGCUAGAUAAAGAUUCCAAACUAAUGGAAAAGUAUGUCUUAUCCUUAAACAGAUCCUUCAGAGGCCAGUACAAGCGCAUGUGCAGAUCCAAGCAAGCAAGCACACUUUUCUAUCUGGGAACUAAAAUGGGUCUCAACAGUCUUAUUCACAAGGCCGAGAUAGAGAAAGACAUCAGUAAAGAAAAAAAUACAAAUUCCUUCUGGCAAAGUGGAGAAGUGUGGAAAAGAAAAGAAGUCAUAUCCCUCCUGCGUCGGCUAACUGGUCAGGCCGAAGGCAAGCUAAUCUCUAUAGAAUAUGGGACAGAGGAAAAAAUAAAAAUACCAGUGACAUCUGUGUAUUCAAACCCACUCAGAAGUGGUAGAAACAUAGAAAAAGUCUCCUUCUACCUAGGAUUUUCCAUUGAAGGUCCUCUGGCAUAUGAUAUAAAAAUAAUUUAAGGAGUAAGCAAUAGUUGAAAUAUGUUUACUUCUAUCUGUCUAAGGUUAUACUCUCUCUAUUCUGUCCUUUUCAUGACAUUAUUGGCCUAACCAUAAGCAUCAACUUCUCUUUGUUUGUCAGAACGGAUUACAAGUCUUUACAGGAUACAAAGUGUGUCUAUACCAGAAUGACACACCAUACAGUCAGUCAUUUAAUAUUUCUAAUGUGUAUUGUCAAACUAACACAGUUAAUUAAGAAGUUUCAAUCAGUAUCCACUGGUACACAUUCACUGGUUAUAGGUUAAUAAAAUCUGUUUUAAAUUCAA